AUGGAUAAGUUAAAAGAAGCCUUUUUAACACAUUUUGUACCUGAACAAGACAUCAAUUACGACGAGUCCAUGGUGAAAUACUACGGCAGGCACUCAUGUAAGCAAUUUAUCCGAGGAAAGCCAAUUCGGUUUGGGUACAAAAUGUGGUGCUUAAAUACAAAAGAUGGCUACCUGAUAAACUUCGAUUUAUAUCAGGGAAAAAAUCCUAGGGCGAAUGUAUCCGAUGAGAUAUUAUAUGGCAAAUGUACUGCACCUCUAAAAAUGAUGCUGAGAGAACUGCCUGAAGGAAAGAUUCGUUUGCCAUAUAAAAUAUAUGUAGAUAAUUUGUUCACAAGUAUUUACCUCCUAAAAGAUCUAAGAGACGAAGGAUACUGGUGUACAGGAACCGUAAGGGAAAACCGCAUUCCAAAGGGAACACCGAUACCCUCCAAGGCAACUCUUCAAAAAAGAUCGACCCGUGGAGAGUACCAUUCUAUACUUGAUAGGACAACUGGAAUUAUAUUGGUGAGAUGGGCAGAUAAUAAUAUUGUUACCGUGGCCUCAACUUGCUACGGCGUCGAACCGAUUUCCCAAGUUAGAAGGUAUUCUCAAAAAGAGAAAAACAUUAUCUCAGUACCAUGA
Molecule: messenger RNA, 621 nt
Organism: Sitophilus oryzae (rice weevil)
Lineage: Eukaryota; Metazoa; Arthropoda; Insecta; Coleoptera; Curculionidae
Product: piggyBac transposable element-derived protein 3-like
Exons: 1
Coding region: 1-621 (206 amino acids)
Molecular function (GO): sequence-specific DNA binding
Source: RefSeq, a predicted model, not a curated record